AUGACGGUCACCGCAAGCAUCGACAUUGCAUCCCCACCAGAAACUGUCCGCGCAAAGUUUCUCGACUUUGCAUCCCUUUCGAAAUAUCACAAAGGCUUUUUCACGUCCCUAAGCCCACUCGGCCCGGUCGAAUCAGGGAACAAGAUACGCGUCGUCUUUUCAUCUGGUCAACAGAUGGACGCACCGAUCGAGCACAACACACUCAAAUCCUUUGCAUGGACUGGCUCAAUACCGCUUCUGUUUACAGGCACGCAUUCUUUCGCUUUCGAGCCCAGCAGCACCAUUCCAGGCGGUACAAAGUUCACACAAGAAGAAGUCUUCAGCGGCGCACUAGCCUUCCUGAUGGGCGAAAACGUGGUAGCUCGACAUUUCGGCUUCCCAGAAAAGACAAGGAGAGGAUGGGAGGGUUACAACAAUGACUUGAAAGCGUGGUGCGAAGCACAAUGA
Messenger RNA from Alternaria burnsii, 447 nucleotides. RefSeq lists its product as uncharacterized. The record is from RefSeq and is a predicted model, not a curated record. The coding region runs from base 1 to 447 and encodes 148 amino acids. The transcript is spliced from 2 exons. NCBI's taxonomy places the organism in Eukaryota, Fungi, Ascomycota, Dothideomycetes, Pleosporales, Pleosporaceae.